Prionailurus viverrinus (fishing cat) is the source of this 1443-nucleotide messenger RNA. It is a transcript of the gene MMAB, whose product is annotated as metabolism of cobalamin associated B. The record is from RefSeq and is a predicted model, not a curated record. The transcript has 8 exons. Gene Ontology annotation, molecular function: corrinoid adenosyltransferase activity. Bases 68 to 679 code for a protein of 203 amino acids. NCBI's taxonomy places the organism in Eukaryota, Metazoa, Chordata, Mammalia, Carnivora, Felidae.
UAGGUGGAGUCGCCCCCGACCUGGACGGGAGCCUGGCGGGGUCAGCCCCUGACGAGCUGCCUGGCGCAUGGCUGUGUGGGGACUGGGAUCCCGCCUUGGCCUGCGCGGGGGCCUCGGCGCCGGCAGGCUGCUGUGUCCUCGUUUCCAGAGCCGCGGCCCCCAGGGCGUGGAAGACGGGGACGGGCCACAGCCUUCCUUGAAGACACCCAAGAUCCCCAAGAUAUACACCAAAACAGGAGACAAAGGGUUUUCUAGCACCUUCACUGGAGAAAGGAGACCUAAAGAUGACCAAGUGUUUGAAGCCGUGGGAACUACAGAUGAAUUAAGCUCAGCCAUUGGGUUUGCUUUGGAAUUAGUCGCAGAGAAAGGCCACCCGUUUGCUGAAGAGCUGCAGAAAAUCCAGUGCUCGCUGCAGGACGUCGGCUCUGCCCUGGCGACCCCGCGCUCCUCGGCCAGGGAGGCUCACUUAAGAUGUGCUGCAUUCGAGGCGGGGCCCAUCCUGGAGCUGGAGCAGUGGAUCGACAGAUACUCUAGCCAGCUCCCCCCUCUCACGGCGUUUAUCCUGCCGUCGGGAGGCAAGAGCAGCUCCGCGCUGCACUUCUGUCGGGCCGUGUGCCGCCGAGCAGAAAGACGGUGGACGCCAGCCAGCCCGGGUCUCUGUCCUCAGAGCCCUGCAUAGCCGAGGGGAGACAGUGACCUGCGAGCAGACAAAUGACAGAUGAUGUAACCACAUCACGCUCAGAGCUUACGGAGAAACAAGAGGUUAUAGGUGAACAGGGUAGGAGGAGUCCCUGAUGGGGUUAGCUGGUUAUUUAUAAUUCUGACACUCACAUGCUAUGAAAGUCAAAAGGAUAUUCGGGGAGAGGCCUCCCUGCCCUGUGCCCCGGCUCCUCAUCCCUGGGAGUUAACGUAAGUGGGGUAGUUGGAGCCGGGCAGAAAUGAGUGGAGAGCCCCGCACCGUGGUCAGGGCUGUGAGGGACGUGGAGUGAACACAGGGAGGGUGUCUCCCAGUCACACUGCGUGAGCCAGGGGUUGAAGGAUUGGGGGGCGGGGAGGAACAGCGUCCAGUGCGAGGGGACAGCAAGGGCAGAGGUGGCAGCCCACACUGAACGGACACAAAGGAGACCCGAGUGUCUGGGUCCAGAGGGAGAGGGUGUGGGGCACAACGAGGCCAGAGACCGGGCAGGGCCUCGGAGGCACAGAGAGGUCUACCUCUAUCCCGAGAGCAAUAGGAAACCGUUGGUGGGCUUUAGGCCACAUGGUGACAUGAAGGGACCCUGCUGGCUGCUGGGUACAGAAGGGCCCAGAGGGACCCACAGGGCUGGUGCGGGGCUGGGGGGGGGGGGGCAGGUGGAAGCUCUCAACAGACCUGCCACCCACUGCCCCAACACCUCCAAGUCAGGAAGAGGAAGGACCCCUAAAAGCUACUGACAGCCUUUCAGA